AAUUUGAGUGUUGGUCAGAGACAACUCAUAUGUCUGGCCAGAGCUCUGUUGAGGAAUACAAAAGUGUUGAUCUUAGACGAGGCCACCGCUGCUGUCGAUCUCGAAACUGAUUCACUAAUUCAGACCACUAUAAGGAAAGCCUUCUCCGAGUGCACUGUCCUUACGAUCGCUCAUCGAUUGCACACUAUUUUGGACUCAAAUCGUGUGCUCGUAUUAGACGAGGGAAGAAUAGCUGAAUUCGAUUCACCGGAAAAUCUGUUGGCAAAUGAAAACUCAGUUUUCUAUUCACUCGCAAAAGACGCCGGAAUUAAGAGUUAA
This is a messenger RNA of Oppiella nova, 318 nucleotides long. NCBI's taxonomy places the organism in Eukaryota, Metazoa, Arthropoda, Arachnida, Sarcoptiformes, Oppiidae. The record is from the annotation of a GenBank genome assembly.